AUGGCUCUGACAUUCCGUUCCAGUCGUUUCAGCAUCCAUGUAUGGGCCGGCAUUGCAUACAACCUUAAAACCUCGUUGUUUGUCCUCCCAUUGGCUCCAAGGAAGAAGCGACUGGGGUCGGAUAAUCAAUGGGAUCCCGCCGAAGCUCACAGCUGUCAGACGCAGGAGGACCCGCCGGCUUCGCCGGUUCUCAAUCCUAUUGAGAACAUACGCUUUGUGAUUCCUUUGAGCAGUGGCUCGGACGAGCUUAGUACAGGAGACCCUUCGCACGCACAGCAGGAAAAAGCUUGCUGGAUGUGGCAUGGUAAACUACCGUGGAAUGAUUGA
Molecule: messenger RNA, 327 nt
Organism: Ustilago hordei
Lineage: Eukaryota; Fungi; Basidiomycota; Ustilaginomycetes; Ustilaginales; Ustilaginaceae
Exons: 3
Coding region: 1-327 (108 amino acids)
Source: RefSeq, a predicted model, not a curated record